This is a messenger RNA of Zerene cesonia (dogface butterfly), 561 nucleotides long. RefSeq names its product general odorant-binding protein 1-like. The coding region runs from base 13 to 516 and encodes 167 amino acids. The record is from RefSeq and is a predicted model, not a curated record. The transcript is spliced from 3 exons. Gene Ontology annotation, molecular function: odorant binding. NCBI's taxonomy places the organism in Eukaryota, Metazoa, Arthropoda, Insecta, Lepidoptera, Pieridae.
CAGAUCGCCAACAUGGCGUCCAAAACAAGAUGGCGCCUGCUAGCGGUUUGCGCGGUUUGCUCCUUCCAGUUUUUGGAGGUUAAGUCUUCGCAGGAGAUUAUGAAGAAAUUGACCACGGGUUUCGCGAAAGCUCUGGAUGAAUGUAAGAAAGAGCUGAACUUAGGCGACCACAUCAUGCAAGACUUCAUCAACUACUGGAAAGAGGAGUAUGAGCUGAUCAAUAGAGACGUGGGUUGUGCCAUCAUGUGCAUGGCGUCCAAACACGAUCUUAUCACUGAUGAUAUGAAGCUGCAUCACGGCAAGACUCAUGAGUUUGCGAAAACUCAUGGAGCUGACGACGACAUGGCAAAGCAAAUAGUGUCAAUGAUCCACGAAUGUGAGAACACACACGCAGAUAACAAUGAUGACUGCAACAAGACCCUGGAGAUAGCCAAGUGCUUCAAAACUAAGAUACACGAGCUGAAGUGGGCUCCAUCCAUGGAGACCAUUAUUGAAGAGUUACUGACUGAUAUUUAGGAUAAGGAUAGUCUCAAAUCUUUCUAAAUUUUAAGAUGUUAUGCU